AUGGGCAACGUGCAGUCAGAAGCAUCCCAAGACGUAGACCCCGCGCAGGGCAAAGACAAGGAAGGCAAGCCAGGAGCGGACGACGGGUGCUUGGCUGGCACACCGAGCGGGGCCGGGAGCGAAUCGGGAGCCCUCCCACCUCGUCCCGAAACCUUUGCAGUGAAAGAGCCUUCCCAGCCACUCAACAGAGAGCCAGGGAGAAGAGGAAAGCAGGCGGAUUCCUCAGAGAUGUGCAAGAGUUGCUCCAAGAAAUCCAAGCUCAAGCUGUCUUCCAUGUGGGUUCAGAAUUCCAGCAGCCUCAGCAGAGAUUCAGGCCUUGGAGACAAUGACUCCGCUCAGGAAUUGGGGCGAGGGAAGGCAGGGGAAGCCGGAUUGACCUGCCUAAGUGGUGAUGCCAGCUUGGGCACGGAGCCGAGCCCAGCACUGGCUAUUCCAGGCACCCACCAAGGGGAACCCAAGGGCCAGAAGGCGACAUCCAGGUCUCAAAACCCGCCCCCCGAGCAAGACUUGCUGAGGUCCAAAAAGACAGCGCCCAAGGGGAAGAGCAAAGGGGAGACCGUUUCCAUCAUGAAGCAAGGAGGCCAGGGCGACCUUCCAGGCAAGAGUGCCGCUGCCCCAGUGCUGCUGGAGCGGGCACAGGAGAUCGGCGCGCCCAAGGGCACGUCGGGACCAGAGGGCUGCAGCCAACCGGCCCUGACCAAGACACAGACACAGAGUUCAGUCGUGGACAACCCCGCCCGUUCGGAUGCUCCGAACCCCAAUGACCAGGGCGGGCCUAACGAUGCAGCAGAAAGGAACCCAACCAGGACAGCUCCCCCAAGGCCCCUGGCCGUGUCAGGAGGGAAGAAACAGCCCCCGCCUCAUGAGGAAGGCUCACCCGGCAGCCAUGGCGACUCAAAGGCACCCGCCAGUCCCUGCCAAUCGCCCACCGGCCAGGCCAAGACCCGGGGCAGCAGAGCAAAGGAGCCCCCGGGGAGUGAGGAGGAUGGGGUGAACGCAGAGGGGGUGCAGGCCCUGCUGGAACAUGGCCUGAGCUUCCUGUACAAGGUCACCAUCCAGCCUGGGCAGCGGCCGCCCAGUGUCAAGGCGAUAAAGCAGCGGGCCGGCCUGAUCUCCUCCGGCAUCUCCUAUGCCGACGCCCUGAAGCAGUGUCCCCAGAAGAAGGCCCCGUCCAGUGUCUCUGGGUCGCCUAAGGUGGCUGAGAAGCUGCCGUCGCUCAAGGGGCUGGAAAGGAGAGAUCAGGAGGAUCUCAGCUCCUUGACCCAGGCCUUUUUGGAGCAGUUCCAGAAAAUGGGCACUAAGGAGCAGGCCUCACCCGCCACCCAGCCCCAGAGCCAGGCCAAGCAGCAGCUGCAGCUGGUCAAGAUCCUGGACGACCUCACCUCCUUCAACUUCAGGAGCCUGGAGGGUCAGAAGCCCAGAGUGCCAACCCCGUACCCGCAGCGGCGCAAAGGCCAGGGCAGAAAUAGCCCCAGGUUCGGAUCAGACGUGUCUCGGCUGGUGUCCUUCUUGGGCAAUGGCCCCAAGCGUGACGGGCUGAGGCAGGACGAGGGCCACCCGCAGCCCGUCAGGGCCUGGCUGGCUGACGAUACUAGGAAGGACCCAGGUCCCAACGGAGAACCCCCCGGAGAACCCCCUCAGCUUAGCCCUGCCUUCGUGGCGGAGCCGGAGCAGCUAACACAAGCUGGAGCGACCCAGCAGCGGAAGCCAGAGACACCGUCCCCAGAGGCACAUGCACCAGCGAGGGCUCCUGGUCUACCCACACCAGACUCGCCUGCCUUGCCUUCGGGAGAGGCUGCAGCCGCCAGCACAGUCCAGCCUGGCAAAGGGGAGGACCAACCCAUGGCCUUGCCUGGGCAGGAGGCCAUUCCUCCCACCCCUGCCCCUCCGGUGCCGACGUGCCCAGCGGCUCCCUGUCCCUCCUGCCCCGCGGGAGCUCAGCGCCAGGCAGCGUUGGAGCAGAGCAGCGCCUCCAAAGGGGCGCCAGGCCACGUCAGGCCGAAGGCAAGGAAACAAGCCACGACUAAGCUGCAGUCCCGGUCCACAUGGCAGCCCAAGGUGGCAGCUAGCCCCACCCAGAAGCCGCAGGAGAAGCUCAAGGCCCACGGACAGCCGAAGGCCAAAGCGCAGAAGAUCAAGUUGCAGAGGCAGGGGCGGGAAGCCCCGGAGCCACAGGUUGCCCCACCUGAGCCCUGCCAGGACGCGGCCUCAGAGCAGGGUCCGGAUGGCUCUCACGACAAGCCCCAGGCUUCCGCUCGCCACUGGCCGCCGUUCCAGAUCAUGGAUUCGUGCCCCAGGAAGUGCUACUGCAAGCACCAGGAUCAGAGGAAGCUGCCCAGGAACAUCUCUGCGUGGCUGACUCCCUCCACCAACCACCUGGCUGAGCCGCCCUGGGUCUCCACUGCCAUCCUGGCUGGAUCACUGGUUGCCGGCACCAGGUUCUUCCUGGAUUCAUACGAGCAGCAGACAGGAGACGAUGACUGA
Molecule: messenger RNA, 2484 nt
Organism: Emys orbicularis (European pond turtle)
Lineage: Eukaryota; Metazoa; Chordata; Testudines; Emydidae
Gene: GGN
Product: gametogenetin
Exons: 2
Coding region: 1-2484 (827 amino acids)
Biological process (GO): double-strand break repair; gamete generation
Molecular function (GO): ubiquitin protein ligase binding
Source: RefSeq, a predicted model, not a curated record